AUAAAAUAUUCUUUACAGAUAAGUUAUGGCAUGCCAUCAUUUUUUACUCCUCUUUUUUGCGACGUUGUUUCAAGAAUCAAAUGCAUCUGAUCAAACCUUUGCUCUUUGUGCUGACCAAAGGGGUUUCAUACGCUGCGAUAAUGGAUCGAAAAUCAAAAUAGUGUCAGCCAACUACGGACGUACAGAUGACCAGGUGUGUCCAGGUGGUAAAACUAACACAAUCACAUGUCGAUCAAAAUCAUCAGAAAUCAAAGUCAAGUGGAAUUGCAAUGGAUAUGCAACUUGUCAUCUACAAGCCACAAACGGAUACUUCGGAGACCCUUGUGCAAAUAUUGUCAAAUAUUUAGAAGUUAGAUACCGCUGUGUCAAAAAUAUAGACAAGGAGGUAAAAGAUAAAUCAAUCAUUGCUUUCAAUGCAUACAUAUCAAAACACCUGACCUUGCACAGAAAUACGCCAGUUAAUGUUGUUUAUGACAAAUUAUUCUUCAACUACGGAAAUGCGUACAAUCCUCACAGCGGAAUCUUCACAGCGCCAUCUGCCGGGCUGUAUAUUUUUACUUGGACCAGCUUAGUAAAUGGUAGAACAAUAUUUGACGCAGAGAUUAUUGUCAAUGGAAAACGAAAAGGAUUGGGUAAUUGUAAUAAUGAAAGUAAUCCGGGGUUUGAAAAUUGUGCCAACACAAUUCCUUUGGUCUUAAAUGCCGGCGAUAGGGUGAAUAUUCGAACGACGACCGCAAAUUUUCUGUAUGGAGAAUGGUCCAGUUUUAAAGGAUGGAAAGUUUAA
Molecule: messenger RNA, 784 nt
Organism: Magallana angulata
Lineage: Eukaryota; Metazoa; Mollusca; Bivalvia; Ostreida; Ostreidae
Exons: 3
Coding region: 26-784 (252 amino acids)
Molecular function (GO): protein binding; carbohydrate binding
Source: RefSeq, a predicted model, not a curated record